Anopheles coustani is the source of this 6602-nucleotide messenger RNA. RefSeq names its product DENN domain-containing protein 1A. The record is from RefSeq and is a predicted model, not a curated record. Lineage: Eukaryota; Metazoa; Arthropoda; Insecta; Diptera; Culicidae. The coding region runs from base 642 to 4382 and encodes 1246 amino acids. Gene Ontology annotation, molecular function: guanyl-nucleotide exchange factor activity; phosphatidylinositol phosphate binding. The transcript is spliced from 10 exons. Gene Ontology annotation, cellular component: intracellular membrane-bounded organelle; cytosol. Gene Ontology annotation, biological process: endocytic recycling; endocytosis.
UUUGCAGCAGCAACAUCAAUGGUGGACAAAUUCACCAAUUUGCACUGCAUUUGUCCGAGAAUGUGUGUGCUGUGAAGGGCCCGUAUUCCGCUUGUGUGUUUUCUAGUGUUUCUUUGUGCAUCGGAGCGUAUGUGGAUUUAGCCCGUUUUUCCUCGUUGUUCGUAUGUUGGUUCCCCAGCUUUGCUGACCGUGAAGGAAGGGAGUUGUCAGUGGUGUGAAAAAAAGCAUAAUAAAAUAGUUUCACGUUCACAUAUCAUCUCGGAGGAUGGAAAAGAAAAUAAGUGCAAUCUGAUGAAGCAAUAGAUUCGCUUCGUGUCCGUGUAUAGUGUGUGCGUGUGUGUGUGUGUGUUUGUGCCUGGUGUGUCUUGCAAAAAGAAGGCAAAUCCCAAGGCAAAGUGCAUCUCAAAGAAUGCGUGAUGCAUUAGAUGUGAAUCGUCGUUUUGUGUGCUAUCAAUUCUGCUAGAAGCUGGUCUUGUUGCUGGUAAGGUGUGUCUUGUUGUGCGUGUACGUGCGUGUGUGCAGUGCACUCGAGAGUAGUACGCGCUCGUUUGCUGUGCUAGUAGGCUACGCUACUACCAAACGGUGAACGAGGCUCGUAGUAGCCAGACUACCCUUGACAUCCCGCGGAUCUUCGGAGUGACAUGAACUCCCGAAUAAAGGAGGAUGUCAGCCGACUGUUUGAGUUUUGGUGCGAGAUUGCUCCCGGCAAGCCAGACGACCCCGCGCCGGGCUACAUCGUGGAAAGCUUCCCAGAGUCGUUCAAGGAUGCGAAGGUUAUAGCUGACAUUCCCGCGUUUGCGUUCCCGUGCGCCUUCGAGAGCCGAACCAUUCAGGUACACUCGUUCGUCCUGACAAACAUCGACUCAAAAUGGCGAUUCGGCUUCUGUCGGCACGACCCGAAAUCACCCACAGCAAUGGUGAUCAUCACGUACCUGCCCUGGCACGAUACGUUCAUGCGCUUCCUCAACGUGCUGGCCGAAAUCAAGAAGAACCGCUCGAACGAGUUCCAAUCGUUCCUUGCCGAGUCGUACAACAAGGGCGUACCGGAGCCGGGUGCCUGUCUGAAGCUGCACUACGAUCGGGCCUCGCAAACGUUCCUGUUCCAACGGCCACAGCAGUUCCAGCUGCCCAGUAUUCCGGAGAACCACAAUCUCAACCAGUACUACAACUUUGUGGAGCCGAAGUUCAUGAUAGGAAUAUUCGCCGCGAUGCUGGCAGAGCGGCGCAUCAUCUUCGUGUCCCGGCGGCUAGAAAUACUGUCCUCGUGCGUCCAGGCGGCCAACGCUUUCCUAUACCCGAUGGUCUGGCAGCACAUCUUCAUACCGGUGCUGCCGAUGCAGAUGAAGGACAUCCUGGCGGCGCCGAUGCCGUUCCUGAUCGGCGUGCCGGAGGCGGUCUACGAGACGCUGCGCCGGGAGGAGAUCGGCGAGGUCGUCAUCCUGAACUGUGAUAAGCGAACGCUCGAAACGCCGUUCGACGACGUGAAGAGUAUGCCCCAGGAGCUGGUCGGAUCGCUCAAGAAGCAGCUGUCCAACCAGGCCGACCAUCGGGGCGACCGGGUUUCAAAGAUAUUUCUAGGUAUUCUAGUGCAAUUAAUUGGCGGUUACCGCGAUGCGGUAAAGUUUAACGAUAAAAUAACCUUCGACCCCGAAACGUUCAUCGAGUCCCGGCCGUCGCAUUUGCGGCCCUUCCUGGAAAAAAUACUGGACCUUCAAAUCUUUCAGCAGUUUAUUGAAGAACGCCUGGACAUGCUGAACACCGGGCAGGGCUUUUCGGACGAGUUCGAGGUGGAAUACUUCCGGUACGCGGAAAAGUCGGGCCGAAAGACGAAACAGUACAAGGAUCUGUUGAAGAACUUCAAGGAUAAGACUAAUCCGGCUGUUCGAUCGGCGGUCAAAUCGGUGAAAGAAGGCGGCAAAGGUGUCAAGACGGCGUACAAAGGUUUACGGUCCAAGUUCCGCGAAACGACCCCACCGAAGACGAAGCUGGACAGUAGCAGUAGCUUACACCUGCACCAUCAGUACGACGUUAGCGGAGGGCAUCACCAGUCGGCCCCGAACUCACCGGUAUUCAACAAGCGUCCACAGACGAUCGCCCUCCCGGACGACGUGUACCACACACACCACCAUCAUCCGCAUCAGAUGCUAACGCCGUCGUCGACAUCGCUGCACAACUCACCACAUAUCCUGCUGGGCGGGAGCCAUCACCAUCAGCAUCACGCGUCCCUGCCGCAAACGAACGGCGGAGGAGGGGGCAGUGCCGGCAACAGUAGUAGUGCCGGCUAUCACACUGCAUCGGCCGCGAUGACGCACAGUGCAAGCAGUGCUGCUGGCAGCACCAGCCACAUGAUGAUGAUGAACAAUAACCUCAACUAUGGCCACGGAAACGCUCACGGUGGCAGCAAUAACAAUAACUACAACAGUGCGGCCACGAUGGCCAGCAGUAGCGCGAGCGACAUCCGGAGUCCCACGCUUAGCCCGACCAGCUCGAACUCCUCGUCGGAGAUGAACCUGUGGCAGGAGAUGCAGCACCACCUGACGCUGUUCAAGUCACCGGCCGUGAACCGGAAUCUUAAACCAUCGAACAGUGUCGACGGUGGUGGCAGCAACUCGGGCGGCAGCAGACCAUCGUCCCGUGCGGGAGCACCGGUCAGUCCGCCCGGCUCGAACGGUGGUACCGCGUUGCCGCGGAUACAGGAAUCGGUGGGCCCACCAGCGCCAUCGUCUGCCUCCCAUCCCCUGCUCAGCCUGGAGCUGGAUCGGGGUGGUGGCAGCAGCUCGUCGUCGAGAGCUGCCACGGCCGGAGUGCGUGCGUACGGCAGUUGCAACAAUAACGGAGAGCUAAACGGGCUCUCCGGCGAUGGCGAUCAGGCGAACUUCGAUCUCUCCCCGGAUGCACCCUGCCCGCCGAUACCGCCACGACGCUUCCAGUCCGCGGCCGACGCACUGGCUGCGAUCCAAAUCUCACCACCGCCAAUGUCCCCUCCAUCGUCUUCCUCGUCGAGUUCGUCCCCGUAUCGUACCUACAACAACUUUGUACCUCUCCAACCGAAGCCAAAGUCCGCCACCUUCGCCUCGCCCUCGAGCAUAGACCAGUCUCCACCGCUUCCUUCUCCCCCGCCACCGCCUCCGCUUAAAGCUACUAGUGCGCUCGGAACGGCUGGCCGACGUAAGGAGGAGGAUGUGUUGCUUCCUCUUAAUGACGAGGACGACGAUCAGCUGCUUACGCUCACAACGACCACGACGACGACGACGGCGCCGGCGGUGGCAGCAUCGGCGGCCAAAGCAUCAACGAAUGGUGGUGCACACGUGGUAACCACCACCACCACCACCAGCGUGUCCAUGACGUUUGAUCAUGGGACAAAACAAAGCAACCACCACCACCACAACCAGCAACCGCAUAUAAUGCCUCCGUCGGUCGGGCCGGCGGCCUCCGCCGCUACCACGUCGGCACCGGCGCCGCCACAGCCACAGCAUGCUUAUACCUUGCCACAUCCACCGAAGGCGCAAGCGCCCCAGCCACCGCAGCGGCCACCGCUUGCCCCGAAGCCCACCUUCCGCAAAGAGUCCGCAAACGGUGAUACACCCGACCACGGCAGCACACCACCUCCCACGGCGACCGAUGAUUCCCUAGACCUAAUCACGCUGGACACGACCAACAACUCCAGCUUCGAGCUGGAGGACUUCGAUCCGCUCAAUGAACGGGCCAAACCGAUCGGCGGCCCGAAAGGCGGUGGUGCCGGCGUGACAGUGCAUGACACUUCCAGCUCCGCACUAACCACCUCCAGCUAUUCUUCGUCUGGCUUGGCCGCCACUGCAUCACGCGGGGUCACGGUACCCACCGUUUCGUUUCCCACAAACAGCCUCGGUGUUAAUAAUCCAGUUUAUCCCUACUUCACGCCCCUUUACCAACAAAACGUCUCCCCGCACCGUCAUCAUUCUGCUUCGCACCAACAUCACCAUCCGUCGGCACGGCAAGGGACGGGAAUCGGCACCGCCGCUGGUGCUGGUACUGGUGCCGGUCCGCGCGCUAGCAACACGUCGGACGACUUCGAGCUGCUGCGAAACUAUGGUCUAGAUAAGUUCUCCCUGUUGGACGGUGGAAGCACUGCGAGGGCGAAUGCACUGCACAUGAACGGUGGUAGCACGGGCAGCAAGGGCAUUCAGCAUCACCAUACGGGAUCGUUCAAUCUUCCCAACCAUCAACAGGGUUCCGCGGGACUCAAUGGAACGGGGGGAAGCUGUAGCAGCAGCCGGCUCGCCAUGUCAACAAGCGCAGUCGCCGGCAGUAGUAUUGGGACGGAGCUCCUGGAAAAUGCUGCCAUCGGUCGGCCCUCGUCUGGGUCGAGACCGUCCUUCAGCAACUGGACCACGUUCGAUUGAUUAAUGAUUCACUUUAGGGUCACAGCAAUCGUAUACGGAAGAGUUGGUAUCAGUCGAUCGAUAACGGAACAUUAUUAGCUGGCGUACGGAGUAGAAUAGAAUUAGCGAAAAUACACUAUGUAUCGGAAAAGUCCAAAUCAAAUCAAACCAAUCAUCAGCAGUAAAGAAAAUAAGAGCGAUAAAGUUGAGUCAAUGCUUAGGCCAUAUUAUCUUUAGGUCGGUUAUCAUACAGCAUAGUGGAGCCAAUUUCCCCCCCUUUGUGUACUACGUAAUUUAACGUUUCAGACAGUUUUCCUUGUGUGUUUUCGGUUUGCCAGUUGCUCGAGACGCUAUAAUUUACAGAGUUCCAAUAUCAGCAAAAGCGUAUCUAAAUUAAAAAAAAAAUGUUUGGAAUAAAGUAGUCUAAAGCGCGAUCGUAUAACGAUUAGAAAAGCAGUGAACAACGUAUAUUAACGCAAAUGCAUACUCAUACUUGAUAGAGCGUGAAGCGAGGCAGUACAGUUAUUCGGUGAAAGUAAUGCAUCAAUGGCAAUACGCGCGUUAUGUGCAAGCGCCAACCAAAUAAACAAAUCCAAUAUAAACAUGAGUCACAAAAAGCACAAAGAAUAUUACGCAUAAUUCGUUCUAGCUAAUAACGUGCGUAGUGUGUAUAAAAGAAUAUGUGGGAACGCCAACAAAUGAACCAAUAACGCUCAAGGAUGUACAGUUAAUCGAUGGUUAAAGAUGGCUAACGCAUACAUCGGUAUGGAACCCCGAGAAAACCCCGUAUGUAUCGUCUUCACGUUAACAGUUAAGCAUACGAGGUAUUGCGAUAAUUUUGCUUUUAAUUUAUCUAAGUUUUUCCAUAACAAAAAAGUGUGGAACUACAGCGUACACCAAUAAAAACUAGCACAGAGAACUAGAUAAUCACACUGAAUGGUGAAGAUACCAUUUUGUAGUUGCGUGCAAAUCCUCCUACCGAGGAUCCGACCGCAUUUGCAAGCCACUUUUGUCUCCCGGACCCAACCCCCGAUGGGCGUUGAUGGCAAAUGAACUUUCUACUUCCCCGAGCGUGUAGCGGUUUAAAACGAUUAUAAAUAACCAAUUGGAACCAGCAGACGAUCAAUCGUACUAUGAUAGAUAAACCAAAUAUUGAACAUAUAUCUAAUGGACGGCCGGUUCGCAAACGACCAACCGUAUGCCGUAAUCAAAUUAAGAAAACUGCGCUAAAGUGAUAACACGUAAGAUUAAUAGUCAAAGUGUAUGGAGGAAAAGUUAGUGUUUUUUUGUUUGUUUUACAAAAUAAUUUGCCAAUCGAAAGCAUGGAAAUGCGGAAAACACGGUACGCUGCUCAAACUAUGGUAUUCUUAAGCGUAUGUAAUUAUUUAUGAACCACUGGACACACCGAGUUUGCUCUCUUGACUUUUACUCACAUCACGAUUCCAAGCCGAUUAUCGUUGGGUGGUAGAUAGUCGCUUGUCGCUUUCUACGCCAUAUUCGGCUUCGGGAUUUUACUUCUCGCGCAAACGAGGUUUUAAAGUUUUUAAAUGCUGAUAAUAUGUUACGUUUUAUAAUCAACUCGGCUAGAGUAAAGAAUGACCAAUGGGGCGAGGCGAGCAGUGCACAUAAUAAUGGCUCGUGUUUUUUGGUAUGCAUCUCACUGCAUGAUGCUGGACGAAACGGGGAAUCGGAGGAAUGGAUAUAAAUUUUAGCUAAGAAAGGAACGAUUGUAAUAAAAAAAAUUAUCAACCUUGCAUAAUACAACCAAAACCAAUCUCGUAUCAGGAAUGAAUGCUCUCCGAUGAGAACGGAAAUAAUAAGCAUCAGUUAAAUGUGACACAUGAUAUAAUCUUGACCCGAUGUAAGCCAGAACAAAGCGUAAUGUUGUUUUAAGAAACGUUGAUAUCAAUUAAUUAAGCGCAUAAAAUUAUCCAAAUCAACAAACAUAUGGAGCAAUGCAAUUUGAACUCAUCACAUAAACAACCGGCUUACGGAAAAGGGUAAAACUUUAAAGCAAAUCAUAAAUAUCGAGUUGGAGAGUCAUAAAUUACACCCCGUUGUGCGAAGUUGGCAAGUAGGAUGCGUUUAUGGAACGGUAAAAAAUUAUCACUACACUAUAACAGACCUUAUUGAUUUGCAUUACCGCUAUUUACCCAAUUUUACCUUUACAUUCUUAAAAAAACAUUUGCGAAACCAACCACAACUAAUUUUACAAAUGGCAUUUUGCUCAACACCUCCACA